Mesocricetus auratus (golden hamster) is the source of this 5394-nucleotide messenger RNA. RefSeq names its product family with sequence similarity 91 member A1 (gene Fam91a1). Gene Ontology annotation, cellular component: trans-Golgi network; cytoplasmic vesicle. The transcript has 24 exons. Bases 208 to 2724 code for a protein of 838 amino acids. NCBI's taxonomy places the organism in Eukaryota, Metazoa, Chordata, Mammalia, Rodentia, Cricetidae. The record is from RefSeq and is a predicted model, not a curated record. Gene Ontology annotation, biological process: intracellular protein transport.
UUGCCGCCGAGGUCCGGGUCGGAGUCGCCGCCGCCGCCGCCACCGUGCCCCUGGCCAUGGGGCGGCGCCGGGCUCGCGCGGCCUAGGCGUCCGGCCUCCCGCGGGCUCCGCUGACGGGGCCGGGCCGGGCGCGUGCGAGCCGGCGGCGAGCGGCCGGGAGGCGGCGGCGUGGGAGCCGCGGCCACAGCCGUCCCGGGCUCGGGCAUCAUGAACAUCGACGUGGAGUUCCACAUCCGACACAACUACCCCUGGAGCAAGCUGCCGGCUAACGUGAAGCAGAGUCUUGGAAACUCACAGCGAGAAUAUGAAAAACAGGUUGUCCUGUACAGUAUCCGCAACCAGUUGCGCUACAGAAAUAACCUAGUCAAGCAUGUCAAGAAAGACGAGCGCAAGUACUAUGAGGAGCUGCUGAGGUACAGCCGCGACCACCUGAUGCUGUACCCUUACCACCUGUCUGACAUCAUGGUGAAGGGCCUGAGGAUAACACCGUUUUCAUACUAUGCCGGGAUCAUGGAGGACAUCAUGAACAGUGAGAAAAGUUAUGAUUCAUUGCCUAACUUCACUGCUGCCGACUGUCUGCGGCUUCUUGGCAUAGGAAGGAACCAGUACAUUGACCUGAUGAAUCAGUGUAGAUCUUCAAAGAAAUUCUUCAGAAGGAAAACUGCCCGUGACCUUCUACCACUAAAGCCAGUGGAAAUCGCCAUCGAGGCGUGGUGGGUGGUGCAGGCUGGAUAUAUCACAGAAGAUGACAUCAAGACAUGCACUUUUCCUGAGAAGAGCGCUAUUGAUAAGAUCAUCGACUCAGGUCCGCAGCUCUCCGGAUCACUAGAUUACAAUGUGGUGCAUAGUUUGUAUAACAAAGGCUUUAUUUAUCUGGAUGUGCCCAUAUCUGAUGACAGUUGUAUAGCUGUUCCUCCUCUGGAAGGUUUCGUAAUGAAUCGGGUACAAGGAGAUUAUUUUGAAACUCUGCUCUAUAAGAUAUUUGUGUCCAUAGACGAGCACACGAAUGUUGCAGAGCUUGCAAACGUCCUCGAGAUAGACCUGUCACUGGUGAAGAAUGCUGUUUCAAUGUAUUGCCGAUUGGGUUUUGCCCAUAAGAAGGGACAAGUAAUAAACUUGGAUCAACUUCAUUCAUCAUGGAAGAAUGUUCCCUCUGUGAACAGAUUAAAGAGCACUUUAGACCCACAGAAGAUGCUCUUGUCAUGGGAUGGCGGGGAGAGUAGGAGUCCUGUGCAAGAGGCGUCUUCGGCUACCGACACUGACACAAACAGUCAGGAAGAUCCAGCUGACACAGCCAGUGUAAGCAGUUUGAGUCUGUCCACUGGGUAUACAAAGCGUAUUGCAUUUUUAUUUGACUCCACUCUUACUGCAUUUUUAAUGAUGGGAAAUCUUUCACCGAACUUGAAAAGUCACGCAGUCACCAUGUUUGAAGUCGGCAAACUCUCCGAUGAGUCCCUGGACAGCUUCCUCGUAGAACUGGAGAAGGUUCAGAGCACCGGUGAAGGAGAAGCCCAGCGGUACUUCGAUCAUGCGCUCACUCUGAGGAACACGAUCCUCUUUCUGCGUCAUAAUAAAGAUCUGGUUGCUCAGACUUCUCAGCCAGACCAGCCCAGUUAUGGCUUUCCCCUGGAUCUCUUACGCUGUGAAAGCCUUCUUGGUUUGGACCCAGCGACUUGCAGCAGAGUUCUCAACAAAAAUUACACACUGCUUGUUUCCAUGGCACCCCUUACCAAUGAAAUCCGGCCAGUCAGCAGCUGUACCCCUCAGCAUAUUGGACCAGCUAUCCCAGAAGUAAGUUCUGUCUGGUUUAAAUUGUAUAUUUACCAUGUCACUGGGCAAGGACCACCAUCUCUCUUAUUGUCCAAAGGUACGAGACUUCGGAAACUGCCAGAUAUAUUCCAGGGUUAUGAUCGGCUACUUAUAACCUCUUGGGGCCAUGACCCUGGGGUAGUUCCUACGUCAAAUGUGCUCACGAUGCUGAAUGAUGCUUUAACACACUCCGCAGUGCUAAUUCAGGGACACGGUUUGCAUGGGGUAGGAGAAACUGUCCAUAUACCGUUUCCGUUUGAUGAAGCAGAGCUACAAGGAGCGUUUCCCCGUGCCAGCGCGGGUGUCCACAGAGCACUGCAGCUCUUGAGGGACAAAGUGGACUUGCAGCACUUCUGUGGCUAUGUCACCAUGCUGAAUGCUUCCAGCCAGCUCGCAAGUAGAAAGCUCAGUGACGCGUCUGAUGAGCGAGGCGAGCCUGAUUUGGCGUCUGGUUCAGAUGUAAAUGGGAGUACAGAGUCAUUUGAAAUGGUCAUUGAGGAAGCAACUUCAGAUUCGGCAAUAAAACAAAAUUCCGGGGCCACAGCGGAAGAAGAUUGGGUUCCUCUUGAGCUGUGUUUUGGAAUUCCUUUGUUCAGUUCUGAACUAAACCGGAAAGUGUGUCAGAAAAUAGCUACGCAUGGCCUUUGCAGCAGAGAGAGCCUUCAAAGCCUCUUACAUUCCAGUAGAAAACUCUCUCUGCAAGUCCUUAACUUUGUCCACUCAUUCCAGGAAGGUGCUUCAACUCCGGAUCUUCACACGGAACCCAGCUUUCCCAGUGUGCUGUCCCAGUCGUCCUGCGCUGAUACGGGAGUUCCACUUCCUGCCAAAAACCUAGUGUUCAAAGACGGCGUCUUGUCAGAGUGGAGUGGACGCUCGCCCUCCUCCCUUCUCAUUGCUAAUCUCCACCUGCAAUAAUUCCAUUACACCGUUUCCUGCUCACACGUUCUGCCUUUUCCUUUCUUGACGUUGGCUUUACAGUGUCAGCCACCAAGAGCACCUGCUGCUGCGGCGCGGUCGUGCUGCACCGUAGGCAGCGCUCGGAGUGUGCCCCGCUUUCCGAAGCCGUGCUGGUGUACAUCUUACUGCCCAGCGCUGCGUUUGUACCUUGAGACAAUCUGCGUUUCUUUUAUAGAACUAAGGAUAUACUUUAUAGGCUUUAGAUGACUGUUAGGUGUGUAAGCAGUCACUAUGAAUAUUGAGGUGGGAGUUUUAUAUGUUAGUUUCUCAGACAUAACCUGGUUUAAUUUUAUAUUUUGUUAUCUACACUAAGGGGAUCACAGGAGGAGAAGGAACGCUGCCUCCAACAGGUAGUCACGUUAGAAAGUGGCGAGCAGCCAGAGUGAGAGGUCUCCCAGGGCAUUAAGGGUUCCUGUGGAUGUCUGUAAAUUAUGUAUGUCAGGUGAACAUGAUUGGGGGAAUGACAGUCAGCAGAGUUGUGGAAACUUAACCUUGACUCAUGAGGUCUUAACUGACUAUUCAUUGACAUCUCAUGGAAAACGUUCUAUUUUUAAAUGAUGUUUGUAUGUCGACUUCUGUUGUCACUCAACUUUGGGCUUUAUAUUUUCAUAGAGUCUUUAUGGAACAAUAGACUUUAUUUUCCACUUGCAGUUGAGGCUGUCGCAUGUCUCACUUUGUCUUGUAGCUUUACCAAUGCACUGUUAGGACAGCUGACUUGGAUUUCAAAGCAAGGGUUGUGGUCGGGAGCUGCACAGUAGCAGCAUCGGGGCUGUCUUUGAACUUAGCUCCAUGCAAGGCGAUUCUGCACACAGCUCAGGGGACAGUGGGGCGGAGAGCACCGUCUGGUCUCGUGCUUCUUCAGGAGUUACUUCUUUCAGAAUCUCAGAUGUCAGAAUAUUUGGAACCAAACAGAUGUUUCCGGUCACCUUCCUUGGGGGAUUGCGCAGUGUUAGUUGAGCUCCCCUCAGAGGGCAGUUACUUGCUAGUGUGAAGCUAACCCGAGCUAACAGGUCAGGCUUUGACUGUUUGAAAAUGGCUGAGCUUGACAGUCUUGCUGAUGGCUUUUGUUACUUAUACAACUGAUAUGUGUGUAUUUAACAAACUUCUGGAAGUAUAUGCCUUUCUUGAAACCGUUCUAGUGGCCAUGCAUUUAAUACCAUGGCCUGUCUGUAGAAUUGAGUAUUUUGGACCAGGUGACCUGUAGCACAGUUGGUGCUGUGUUUGGGGUAAAUGCAGUAAUGUUUAGUUUUCUACUUUGUCUUGUAUAGGGUGGAACUGUGUGUAUGUCACGUUUGUCUGUAAAGGAAAAGUACAUAGUAAUAUUAAAAUGAUUUCUAUGACUGUGAAGUACUCAUUAAUUUUUCCAAUAACUGAUACUGUACAUUCCUAGUGCUACUGGCUAUGUGUAUAUGUAACUUUUACAGUUCCAACUGAAGGUUGUAAGUAUUUCGUUUGAUCAGGGCUCUUUAAUCUCAUUUUAUUUUGCUUUGUUUGAGUUAACUGUAGGUAUUUAUCCUUGUAUUAGCAGUCGAGCGCCAACUCUAAUGACAUGUACACUAAUAAAGAAUUGGACAGUUGUAGUUACAGCAGUGAGUCCAGUUAUUGCUGAGUUUAUAGAUUAACAUAUGGGAGUGAUUUGCUGCUAUAAUUCCUUUGCAAAACACUGAGGAAGAGAUGGAGUCUAACCACGGUCAUGAACUUCAGGGACAGUGCUAACAAGACACGUUUCAUCUCUGGUUUCUUGUUUGAAUGGGCAGAGUGGGGCCAUCAGACUCCCAGCUGAUGUCCCGUCUUAGGGUGCGAGUGUUUGUGCUUUGCUUUAUGAAUAGGCCUGUUCCACUAGUGAGCUCAUGCCAAGAUGCCUCUGUUAAGUUGCUUAAAAAUAAAAAAUAAAAUAGACUUUGUUCUUUGCCAAAGAGACUUGAUAGAGGUUGUGUCCAGUUACUCUGCAAAUGUUUAAUUCCAUUAGGCUAUACACCGUCCUCAUUGUUCUCCCUCACUGUUACUGUAGCUUGACCCAUUGCGAGCAAACAUGCAGACACCAAGAAAAAAAGAGCUAUGAAUAUCAGAAAGGGCAUAGGUUAGUAGGGGCCAGGCUCACCGCACAGAUGCAUCUGAAACCGUGCGGCUUGUGUCAGUCACAAAGUUAGGCCCAUUUGGGUCUUAGAGCAGUGGUUCUCAACCCCUUCACAGAAGCCACAUAUCAGAUACCCUGCAUAUCAGACAUUUAUGUUACAAUUCGUAACAGCAACAUUACAGUUCUGAAGGAGCACCGAAAAUAAUGUUGUGGUUGGGGUCACCGCCGCAUGAGGAACGGUCGCAGCGUUAGGAAGAGCCACUGCCUUUCUUGUUUAAAAUAUGUAACCAGAUGGUUUUGUAUUUGUUUGAGGGAAGUGAUUUCUCUUACUGGGUGUUCUGUUUUUGCUGCCAUUCACAUUCAUAUUUUUAUGUUCUGUGUUUCAAAUACACUUUGUAUUCGAGGAUUUUAAAGUACCAAAACUGUAACUCAGUACAGUGCAUUGUUUUCUGUCAUGAUGUUAAUAUUAUACAAUGCAAUUGUAUAAAGUGUUGUCAAUUUGAUUAUUGACACAAAUAACAUGUUUACAAAUAAACUGUGGUGUUGAUCGA